Molecule: messenger RNA, 1655 nt
Organism: Chrysoperla carnea
Lineage: Eukaryota; Metazoa; Arthropoda; Insecta; Neuroptera; Chrysopidae
Exons: 6
Coding region: 194-1525 (443 amino acids)
Biological process (GO): central nervous system formation; regulation of Toll signaling pathway; innate immune response
Cellular component (GO): extracellular region
Molecular function (GO): Toll binding; growth factor activity
Source: RefSeq, a predicted model, not a curated record
UUCCGCCUUCAGAGAGACUCUGAGGCUAUUUGUGAAGUCGCCAAUCUAGUGGAACCUUAUCUUGCAUUAUAAAAUUUUAUAAAAUUACUUUAAAGGAAUCAAUUCGUUAAUGAAAACCAAUUAACUUGAUAUGAUUAAGUGAACAUUUUGAAUUAAGUUUUCUUAAGAACUACGGUAAAGUGAAAAUUUGAAAAUGAUUUCUAAACAUUUAUUUAUUUUGUUAAUAUUGAUUCCAAACAUCAUUGCAACAAAAACAAUAAAAGAAAAUCUACAAUUAUCAUUUUCGUCAUUAACGGAAAUUGAAGACGGCGUUGCAAAUAUUGCUGAUGAAAACUAUGUAAGACCACAGUCAACAGUCCAGCGUCAACACCAAGAAACACAAGGUACAAAGGAUGAUAAACCUCCAGAACAAGAAGCAUGCAACAAAGAACGGAAAACUUACUGUUUAAAUCCACCAGAUUACCCGGAGGAAGAAAUUCGCAAGCUAUUAGAAGAAAGUAAAAUUAAUAUUUCAGCAUUCAAUAUGGAUAUAAAUUUUGAUGAUACAUCGAGUACUGAUUUGACAAACCGCGGGGAUAUUCGAAAUGCGGAACAAUUAUGUAAAUCCAUAAACAAGCUUAUAGAACCGAAGCAAGCUGAAACAGAAGAAGGCGAAUGGUUAUUUAUUAUUCCAGGCCAAAAGAUGGAAGUUGAAGAAUGUUUAGAGGACACAGUAAACAAAUCUUGUAGUUUGUUAAAUGGUGUACAAACUAUAUGUGAACAGAAAUAUCUUUUGCGAAAAUUAUACUAUUUACAAGAAGGUACUAAAAAAGAAAUAGGCGAAGCGAAGAAAUUUAAAAUUCCAUCAUGUUGCAUGUGCAUGGUUGUUCCAGCAGCGCAACGUCUUCAUGAUUUACGCCGCCGGCAUGUAAGCAAUCAACGAAAUAAGAGAAAUGCACGAGGAACAAAUCCACAUUUUGCGUAUCCUCAUCAAAUUAAAACUAUUAAACAUCAACAACCUACGUUUUCAACUAGAUUUACAUUCGAAAAUAUUAAUUGUACCGAACAAGUUGGUAAUUUAUGUACAAAAGUUGAAAACUAUCCAGUAGAUAUAAUAAAAAAAUUACGAAGAAAGGGUGCGUUUAAAAAUUCACCGUUAUUUGGAAAAGACGAACUACCAACUGUAUUAUCAACACGGGGUGAUUCCGAAAACAGAGUACCUAUGUGUGGUGCCCAACCUAGGACUAUAUAUCCACCAGCUGCUAAGAAUAUAGCUAAUGAAGAGAAAUUCUUGGUUCAAGAUAUGGAAGGUGGUUAUGUACAAGGCGUUGUUGUUGAAGAAUGCGUGAAUAAGGACCAUCCACCUUGCGAGUUUGCACAUACAUUACCUCCAGAGUACGUAACUAAAUGUGUACAGCAGUAUGUACACCGUAAACUCGUAACAAUUGAUACAUCGAGCCAAACAACAGAAUCAGAUAUUUUUCCAAUUCCUUCAUGUUGUAUGUGUCAUGUAUCCCGUGAAACAAGCAUGUCAACGAACGGUUAAAAUAUGGAAUAUCUGUGAAGUAAAAAUAAGAUGAAAUUGUCAUCUUCCAACAGUUUUUCCCGCAAUAAUUGUAAAUGAUUGAUUACAUCUGUAAAAUUUGUGAAUAAAUUAUUGUUUGAGAUUUUCAGCA